GGCUCCAGCCUCUCCUCCCGGGGCCUCCUCGGGCAGAGAAAUCCCAGGGGUGGCUGCAGGGAUUGACCCGGGGGGGGGGAAACCCCAAGAUUUUGGGGGUACGCUACCCUGAGAAAUUAUUCUCAUGGUGAGCCCGGCACCUCCCCGCUCUUAUUGGGUGCAUUUUGACCCCCACCCCAAAUCCAGUUUGUUUAAGCCUUUCCGUUUGACCCGAUCGAUCGGCAAAUAUCUCCCUUUUUUUUUAAUUUUUCUGUUUCGCCAUCCAGGCUUUGCAUAAUGUUGGGAGGCGCUUCCGCCCGGCUUUUGCUUUCGGAGGGAGCCCCUCUUUUUUGCGGGAGGUGGACGGACGCCCUCCCGGGCAGCGGCCGCCGGCCCCACGAGCCCUAAGCGCUGCCGUCAGCAACGCGCUGCCUGCAGAGGGAUGGUCUUAAAAUGAAAAGGUGCUGCGAGGGCGUCGGGCUGCCAUGCCUGUUUAAGGGUGUUGGGAUGGCCAGUCCCCGGCCCCCCAGGUACCUCCUCAUCUUCGAUUUCGACGAGACCAUCAUCAAUGAGAACAGCGACGACUCCAUCGUGCGGGCGGCGCCGGGGCAGGCCCUCCCCGAGCACAUCCGCCAGACCUUCCGCGAGGGCUUCUACAACGAGUACAUGCAGCGCGUCCUGGCGUACAUGGGGGACCAGGGGGUCAAGAUGGGGGACUUCAAGACCGUCUACGAGAACAUCCCCCUCUCCCCCGGCAUGCCGGAGCUCUUCCAGUUCCUCUCCAAGAACCACGAGUUCUUUGAGAUCAUCCUCAUCUCCGAUGCCAACAUGUUCGGCAUCGAGUGCAGUCUGAGGGCGGCCGGUUUCUACUCCCUCUUCCGCAAGAUCUUCAGCAACCCGUCCAGCUUUGACAAGAGGGGGUACUUCACCUUGGGGCCCUACCACAGCCACAAGUGCCUUGACUGCCCGGCCAACAUGUGCAAACGCAAAAUCCUGACGGAAUACCUGGCGGAGAGAGCCCAGGAGGAGGUGGAGUUCGAGAGGGUCUUCUACGUGGGGGAUGGUGCCAAUGACUUCUGCCCUUCCGUGACUUUGACUUCCUCUGACGUGGCUUUCCCGCGGAAGGGCUACCCCAUGCACCGCAUGGCCCAAGAGAUGGAGAAGAAGCAGCCGGGAACCUUCCAGGCUACUGUGGUCCCCUGGGAGACGGCCACAGAGAUCGCCCGCUAUCUCCAGGAGGUCCUCAAGAAGAAGUGCUGAGGAUGGCUCAGAAGAGACUUGUGCACUAGAAGCGGUUGGGAAAGGAGAAUCCUGGGGGGUGUCACCCCCCACGUCAUCGGUCCCUGCUCCUGGGUCCCUUCCCUGCCUGUCCUCACCGAGCUCCUUUCCCCCGGUGAUUAAAGCACUUUCUCUAGGUCCCCCCGUCUCCUUCCCCUGCCAUGUUGGGAUGAACCAUGAACCAUGAUGUCCUUCUCUAUGCAGCUCGGACACCUACUCCAGCGGGGAUCUUGGCCAACACUAAUGGUGAUUUUUUGUUGUUGUUGUUGGGGGAUUUGUCUUCUUUCCCUUUUGACUUCACAAGAGCAAUUCCUACAAGACCCGAAGCCGCCUCCCCUUGGGCUGGGCUUCCUGCACAUGCUUCCUCCUGCCUUCAUCCUCCUCGCCUGCCCGACCACGCCGGGAGCUGCGUGCUGUUCAACCUGAUGCUCGAGGGCUCCUUUGCCUCUUCGUGAGGCCACUGGAACUUUAAUCCAGGAAAUUCGGGGGCUCCCCAACUUGCCCUUCGCACCCCGGGCAGGGCAGCCCCUGGCUCAACUGCUGAGCCUUGUGAUGGAGUCAAUUGUCCCUUGAGACUUUAUUCUCAAAAAAAAAAAAAGCACCCCAAAACGUGACACGAGGAACAGGAAACCUUUUGGAAAGGUGGUACCUUGGAAAAAAAACCCCUCCUCUAUCCCAUCCCCACCCGCUUGCCCAGGGCAUGGGCACGUCGACCACGUCCCACUGCGGGGAGGAGGACCUGCCCCUGCCUCUUGCCUUCCACUUCCAUCCUCUGCUUCUGCUUCCAGGGCAAAAUGUCCCCAUGUCCCUUGGGCGGACAGGUUCCUUCUCACCCCAAGCCAUUCCCGGAUUGUCUCCUCCUGUUUGCUGGAUGGUUUGGGCUCCUCUUUUACCCUGGGGGGGUGUAAUUUCCCUCCCAACCUGGUUGAGAGGUGCCCAACCUCCCCCGGGAGCUGUGGUGCUGCAGCACUUCUCCUGGCAUCCAGUCCCCAGAGGCCAAACCCCCCCUCCCUGUGCCCCCUUGCCCCGCUGCAGUAUUAAUUACCCCUUCUAAUUGCACUCUGCAGGGCGGGGGGAGACCUACAGUAUUCGCUGCUCUCUGGUGUUGGCUUCUCCCGGAUCUAUCCACAGCCUUACCGGCCCCGGAGGGGGGCUCCUUAACUCCUCCAAAGCCUAGAGAAACCCCCACAGCAAACCCCAGCAGUAAGGAAAUAACCAAAGCAGCCCUGAGAUGUUCCUCCUCUAGUUCAUUUCCCUUCUCUCUCUGUUCUUCCUCCUCCGGACCCUGUUCAACUGUGUGGAACUUAAAGCCAUGGAAUUAAAGAAAAAAUAAUAAUAAUAAUAAUA
Messenger RNA from Calidris pugnax (ruff), 2604 nucleotides. RefSeq names its product phosphatase, orphan 1 (gene PHOSPHO1). Lineage: Eukaryota; Metazoa; Chordata; Aves; Charadriiformes; Scolopacidae. The record is from RefSeq and is a predicted model, not a curated record. The transcript is spliced from 3 exons. Gene Ontology annotation, molecular function: phosphatase activity. Gene Ontology annotation, biological process: bone mineralization involved in bone maturation. The coding region runs from base 433 to 1239 and encodes 268 amino acids.